AUGAAGGGAGACCCCUCUAAGAGGGACACCAGUAAAUACUGCGCAUUCCACGGGGAGCACGGUCAUUACACCAACAACUGCAACGCUUGGAAAAGGCAUCUUGAGGAGCUGGUGAGAGAAGGUCAUUGCACAGAAUUCGUCGCAAAGAAGGUCAUCCAACAUAUCAAGGAUCGUGAUGCGGCUGCCAAGGAACCUCCCCAAAAGGUCAUUCGAAUCAACACCAUUCUAGCUGACUCCCAGGAGUCCGGGCUGACCACCAAGGAGCGCAAGAGGAAGAUUGCGCAGGCGACUUAUAUCUCCCAAGUCACAACAGGAGUACCAGUCAUUGUGGAUACACCCAUCAUUGGUUUCCGGAAUAAAGACUUGAUCUGGCUUGACUUGCCGUAUAAUGACGCCCUAGUCAUCUGUAUUCAGAUUGAACAAGCUGUGAUCGAGUGA
Messenger RNA from Prunus persica (peach), 438 nucleotides. RefSeq lists its product as uncharacterized. NCBI's taxonomy places the organism in Eukaryota, Viridiplantae, Streptophyta, Magnoliopsida, Rosales, Rosaceae. The coding region runs from base 1 to 438 and encodes 145 amino acids. The record is from RefSeq and is a predicted model, not a curated record. The transcript has a single exon.